UCCAUAUUCGUUUGACAAACGUAUAAGUUAUAAUUUUAUGCGUUUUAUUGUUUAACUCCUUAUUCAAAAAACAUCUAUUUAGUAUCAUUUCCUAAACAAUCGUUUUUAACAACAUCGUAAUGGAUCUAAUUAUGUAUAAUGGCAGAAAAAAUACAAAAACAAAUCAUUGAUUACUUUUCAUUCUUCGAAGAAUUUUUCGUCACUUCCAAAACGUGUUUGAAAGAUUGCCAAGAGUGCGCAGUGACUAUAAAUAAGCUUAUAAAACGCUGCAAAAACAUAAAACAAGCGGAAGUGACAGGUUCUCCUCUAGAAGAAUUUGUGGAUCUACAGAGCAAAUUGGCUUCCAUUUUGCAUAACUUGAUUUCGGAUGAAAUAAAAGUGAUAAAGAGUAAACUUUCCACAAUUGAAGAUUUGUUUGAAAAACUUCUUAACAAACAGCAAGUUCUUCUUGAAAGUUGCAAACAAACCGACUUAGAGCCCACCUCACCACUAGUAAAAGGUACUCCUCUUCAGCCACCUUUGAAACAAUUGCUUGAGUUUGCAGAGGACACCAUAACUUUUGCAAGUCAAAUACAAGCACAAAUUGACACAUCCUUAAAUAUAAUAUCCUUCAAGGAACUAAACACAGAGCCACUGUUCGACAAUUUUAAAGUUACGACAGAUUGGCAAAGACGCAUUUCAGAGAUUUUAGCUUACACAUCAUUUUGUUCUGAAAACCAAAUUUAAACAUGGAUCUUCUCGAUUCUAUCUUGAAUUCCAUGCAAAAACCACCGAGUGCUAGCGAAGCACAAAAGAAUGCUAUGAAGAAGCAGAAAGAAGCUAUGGAACGUAAACAAAAAGAAGAGAAGAAUAUGAUAAACAGGUUUAGAAAACGGGUUGAAGAGAAAAUUAGUAAUUUCAUUAAAGAUGGUACAAAACCGUUUCUGCAGUUCGAACCUAUGGACCAAAUGUACCGAUCUAUUAUUAGGGACAUAGCAGAAACUGCCGGUGUACAGGUAUUUUCCUUUGGACAAGAGGGCAUUGAUCGGUAUUCCGUAGUAUACACCAAAGAAAAGGGUCCGUCUGAGGAUGAAUUAACAGUGCGAAGAGCUGGAGGCAUAUGGGAUGAUGAGAAAGCUGCAGAAAUGGCACAAAGACAUAUAGAAAUGCAGAAACAAGCUGCAUUAGAGUACGAAGAAGAAAAGACGAGAAAGCGUAAACGUGGUAAAGAAGAAUUGAGUGGGACCUUUUAUAAACAGAAAUAUGCUCAUCUUAUAGGAGAAGAGGCGGCUAUCGACGCAGCGCAAAAGACCAAUGUAAAUAAGAGUUACGGUGAAGUGCCCAGUGAAAACAAAAAGGACCAGAGGUCUAUAGAACAAACUAUGGCGGAUAUACGAGCUAAGAAACUUAAGAAGGCUGAGACUGAAGUGGUAAAUUCGAACUGCGAUACUCAAACCUAGUGUUUGCUACUUUUAGGUUUAUAUAAAAUGUUUAGUUCAAAAAGUAUUUUAUGAUACUAUGUCAUUAAAAUGACUGAAUUUAUUACGGUUCGCAAGCAAUAUGUUUUUAGGCAUUGUCUAUAUCAAAUGCUAGGUAAUCAUUUUCAAAUCCAUUUGUGAAUUAUAUCACUUAUAAUAUUUAUCUGAAAUAAACGUAAUGUAUAAGACAUUAAAUAUAAGCUCAGUUCUUGUUGAUAGAUAUCCGCAGGAAUUAAAACGUCACAGUCGUAGAAUACUGACGGAACUUUAUAUGUAAUAUUCGUCAGAUCCGUCAGUAUUCUACGACUAUGACGAAAUGAGUAUUCUUAAACAUGAGAAAUUUCUAAUUAUUUGCGCAAUAUGGUAUUUGUAUACAGCAUUUUAAUGAGUGAGAGAAAAAAGUUGCAAUAUUGCCAAUUUUUUAAAUUGUAAAUAAUGGAACGAUAGAAUAACAAUUUUUUUUUUUUUUUAUAAAAUCAAAUGAUAGUGUCUAUUUAUCUAUCUAUCUGAUUCGAUAGAAAUUUUAAAAUAUUGCAUCACUGAAAAGUUGUGUUAUAAAUUAACACUCAAAAAUAAAUUAUGAUAUUUUCUGCGAGAAAAAAUUGAACACCUACCUCUCAAUGGCAACUUUUACAAAUUUCAUUUAAAUCAGAUUAUUCAGGUGUUCAGUUAAGUCAGUUAAACCCCGGUCGGUUAAUUGAAACUUGAUUAGUUCUAUAAAUGGAAAUAAUUAAAUAUUGUGACAAAGUAAAUCGAU
This is a messenger RNA of Galleria mellonella (greater wax moth), 2214 nucleotides long. RefSeq names its product sperm-associated antigen 7 homolog. Gene Ontology annotation, molecular function: nucleic acid binding. The record is from RefSeq and is a predicted model, not a curated record. The coding region runs from base 729 to 1439 and encodes 236 amino acids. NCBI's taxonomy places the organism in Eukaryota, Metazoa, Arthropoda, Insecta, Lepidoptera, Pyralidae. The transcript is spliced from 3 exons.